Messenger RNA from Nicotiana tabacum (common tobacco), 755 nucleotides. The record is from RefSeq and is a predicted model, not a curated record. Lineage: Eukaryota; Viridiplantae; Streptophyta; Magnoliopsida; Solanales; Solanaceae.
UCUGAUCCCAUUUUGGCAGGAAAUAAGGUAAACAAUGUUGAUGUUGUUUAUACGCCAUGGCAAAACCUUAAGAAGACGGCUUCGAUGGAUGUUGGGCAAGUUAGUUUCCACAACCCAAAAAUGGUUCGUACUGUGAAGGUUGAGAAGCGAAUAAAUGAAAUAGUCAAUAGAUUAAACCGUACAAAAGUGGAGAGGAAGCCCGACUUAAAAGCUGAGCGGGAGGCCGUCAAUGCAGCUGAAAGGGCAGAGAGGAAGCAGCAGCUUAGAGAGAAAAAACGACGAGAGGAGAUGGACAGGCUUGAAAAGGAGAGACAGGCCGAGAUGAGGAGCUACAAAAAUUUGAUGGUUGCUGAUAAGAUGACAUCAAACAAAGAUAUUGCAUCAACAAACAAAUCCCUGCAAGAGCUGGAGGAAGACUUCAUGUGAACGCAAAAUCAAAUGGACUUAUUCGUUUCAAUUGAUGCCUUGUUUAGAAAAAAUUGCUAAAUGAGAAGCUGCUUAUGAAUGCAGAGAGGAUAGGAGACAAAAGAAGAAGGGGAUGGGGCAUGGGGCGAGGUAAUCUUUUAUAUUGUUGUGUGUUCUUUAGAAAGAGUUGUGCUCCUUAUUAAAAGUUGAUCAUAUUGAUCUUUGCAAGGCCUGAACCUCUUUGUUAAUAAGGUAUAGGAGACUAUGGGUUGGAGUUCCAUGAGAAGCUUGCUUUGUAAAACCAACGUCAAAUUUUAAUGAUGAAGAAAAAGAUGACUUGUUAAGAUGAG